Molecule: messenger RNA, 1200 nt
Organism: Eucalyptus grandis
Lineage: Eukaryota; Viridiplantae; Streptophyta; Magnoliopsida; Myrtales; Myrtaceae
Exons: 7
Coding region: 210-887 (225 amino acids)
Source: RefSeq, a predicted model, not a curated record
CUCUAUCUUCGCUUACCGUAUUUGUGGUUAAAAGACCUGACUGCGACCGUGAACGGGAUUGUGAAUGUGUGAGCACCAUCGAUGUUGGGGACUGGAAACGGGAUUGGGAUUAGGAUGGAGGAGACCAGACCACCCAGAAGAGAAGUUGAUGGAGGGAAGGAUUGAGGGUUGUAUUCAGAAAGCCUCUGCUAUUGCUCCUCGGCGCUAAUAUGGUCGAAGCCCCCUCUUUCGCUUCUCCUCCAAUGGCGAAACCGCUCAGUGCCAGAUCACGACCCGGAUGGUCGACCCAUGCCACUUUUUCCUUGAAGGGUUUCAGCUCCAGGGGAGGGUUUGGUAUAAUCAGUAUGCACAGGGUGGAAAUGUCAGAAUCGGCUGCGAAGACAGCCAAUUUAUCUGCUUCUAGGAAGCAAGUCAUUCAGUUGCCGAAUUAUGAACAAUAUCCCAUCAGUCAAUUCCUGAGUCAUCCAUCCGGCAUUCAAGCUAUACUGAACACAAGAGCUCUUCAGAGUUUUCAGUUCCUCGGUGCUAACACCUACAGGUGUACUCUACCUAAAAUCCAAUUUCUGAACUUCGAAGCAACUCCAGUAAUGGAUUUGAGAAUGACUUUGACCGAUACAGAUUGUAAAGUUGAGAUGCUCUCUUGCAAGUUCAAGGGUUCAAAGAUCGUGGAACGCCAAAACAACCAUUUUUCAGCAUUCAUGACAAAUCACAUGAGAUGGGAUACAAAUGAUUCUGGGAAUACAGUGGAGGUUGACGUGAAGCUGGGUGUUACUCUCGAGAUUUUCACUCAACCAUUUGCUUUGUUGCCAUUAUCAGCUGUUGAAGUCCCUGGAAAUGCGUCUUCUCUUUUAUAUCUAUAUUCAAUCUAUCCGUUGGAAGAGGAUUAGAGGAGCAAUGAGCCAUUGGAGUUGCCGUUGAGCUGCUACCUGAGAAUAGCAUUGCCCAUAUAGUUCCAUCACUACAAUCUCUAAUAGGCCUGACGACCUAGCUUCUUGAUUACCGGUUUCAACUAGAUUUCGCUGCCAUGCGAAUUCUCAACCACAACGGCUAGUUUGUUGACCCAAUGACCUUCACUAGAUGUUCGUGGUUGUUACAACACUAGCAACAUGAUAUUUGUAAUUGCGAUAUAAACAUCACUAUCAUAUGAUCUUUAGGUCCACUGGUACUGUUUACGUGAAUACUAUUUAUGGGCUUGUUGCA